CAGGGGCAUUGCAGCAUUGGAAGCUGAAAACAAGGUUUCUGUUGGUAGAUUUAGAUAAGAAUUCACCAACAGAAAUCUCUGGUGGCUUCCAGUGUGUUUUAAACUACUGAUCUUUGGACUGUCAGUUAAAAUAGGACUUUUUCAAAUAGACUUCUAAUUAUGACUUGAAACUCAGUGAUAAUCUUGGGGUCAAAUCAGAGUAAUACACCUAUAAAAGAUGUAUCUAAUUGUGGACAGAGUUCAGAGAUUAAACAACUUUUUGUGUCUGUCCAGGGGUUCAGCACUCCUUGUGUUUACAUGGAAGUGCUCACAGACCAUGUUUUAAAUGCUUAAUUCAUGACUGAGCACUUUGAGAUACUGUGUCGAUUGAACAGAUUGUCAGGAAAAGGAGAUCCCCUUGGUACAAUCACACAGCCUAGAGGGUUGUUAGGACAGAUGAUGGGAAGAAAUCUGCCCACUAGCAUGACAAACUCAUUUAGAGGUUGUGCUGUCUCAGGCUAGAUACAAAAGUGAGGGAGGGUUCCUGUUGCGCAGAAGGCUAGAUUUCCACUUACCAGUAGAAUAUGGUGAGCUGCUUUGGGCAGUGCAGAAGGUGAGUUUACCAUGAGAGGAAACUGCUGACCAUUGAAAACUUUCUGCCCUCUCUCACAGCAGUUCAGAUGGAUGCACAGAAUACCAGAGUUUCCAAAUCAAUUAAGGCUUAGGAAUAGCCGUCAUGUUUUCUUUUUCUCUCUGAUUUCGCAAUGCAUUAUUUAGAGCUUCGAUUUAAUAAAUACCUGCGCCUCUGUGGAACGGUCCUCUUCAUUAUACAAACGACUUUAUACACUGGUAUUGUCAUUUAUGCUCCAGCGUUAGCACUGAAUCAAGUCACUGGCUUCGACUUGUGGGGUGCAGUGGUGGCAACCGGUGUGGUCUGCACUUUCUAUUGCACACUGGGCGGUCUGAAGGCAGUGGUGUGGACAGAUGUUUUCCAGGUUGGAGUCAUGGUAGCUGGAUUUUCAGCUGUCAUUAUACGAGCUGUGGUGGUUCAGGAGGGAAUUGGACGCAUUGUAAACGACUCCUACUACGGAGGAAGAUUAAACUUCUGGGACUUUGAUCCCAAUCCUUUGCAAAGGCACACCUUCUGGACAAUUAUAGUAGGUGGGACUUUCACAUGGACUGGCAUAUAUGGAGUCAACCAGUCUCAAGUACAGAGAUACAUUGCGUGCAAAAGCAGGUUCCAUGCAAAAUUGUCCCUCUAUAUCAACCUGGUAGGCCUCUGGGCGAUACUGGCCUGCGCAGUGCUGUGUGGCCUGGCCCUCUACUCCAUCUACAAGGACUGCGAUCCAUGGACAUCAAAGCAGGUGUCAGCAGUUGACCAGCUAAUGCCAUACCUAGUGCUGGAUAUUCUCCACAAUUUUCCAGGAGUGCCAGGGCUUUUUGUGGCUAGUGCCUACAGUGGGACAUUAAGUACAGUGUCCUCCAGCAUCAAUGCUUUGGCUGCCGUGACUGUUGAAGACCUCAUUAGGCCGUACUUCAGAUCACUCUCUGAAAAGAAGCUGUCGUGGAUUUCCAUGGGGAUGAGCCUGUUUUAUGGUGGAGUCUGCAUUGCUAUGGCUGCAGUGGCAUCUCUCCUGGGAGCCUUGUUGCAGGCAGCACUCAGCAUUUUUGGCAUGGUUGGUGGCCCCCUUUUAGGACUGUUUGCCUUGGGAAUCCUCUGCUCCUUUGCAAAUGGAAUUGGUGCAUUUGUGGGUCUUGUCAGUGGCUUUGUUAUUUCACUUUGGGUUGGAAUCGGAUCUCAGAUUUAUCCUCCACUUCCAGAGAGGACCAAGCCUCUAUCUCUCUCAACUAUAGGCUGUAAUAUAUCCUCAGGAAAUUUGACGGCAACAGAAAACCCAUUAACAACAAUCUUCAAUACACCAAGUGCAGAGAGGCCUGUCCUGGCAGACAACUGGUAUUCCUUGUCUUAUCUUUACUUCAGCACACUUGGGACACUUAUCACAGUAGCUGUGGGAAUAAUUAUCAGCCUCCUAACAGGAGGACUUAAGCAGAACACAGAUCGUAAAUUCCUGCUGACCAAGGAAGAUUUCCUGUCCAACUUCUCAUGGUCUAAAUCUGAAACACCACAGAAAGUGGAAGUGUUGAACUGGAAACCAUUUACCAUGGCAGCUGAAGGAACUGACAACCCUGCUUUCAGCCACAUUGAAAUGGACGUUGCAAGCAAUAAGAACAAAGUCAAUGGCCUUCAUAUAUGACGUGGGGCCAUGUCAGCCCUCCAGGACAGUUUUGUUCAUGUAAGGCACUAUUGACAGUCCUGUGCCAGGUCAGUUACCAGCCCUGCAGGGGUAAUGGGCAGCCGUCUGCUGAGCUUUGUUGCACUGUCACCCUUGCAUGCCCUUGAUAUUAGUCAAGAAAGGAAUCAGGUCUUUCUUGCACAUCCUCACCCUCUCUUUCUCACUCUGGAUCUUGGUGACAGGGCUGAAGGCAAUGUUUAUAUGUGAAGUAUUUACCUGAUACUCUUGAGCUUCCUGGAAAAUAUCUGCAUUUUAUCUCAGUUCACUCUCAGAGUAAUUUUUUUAUUUGGUAAGAGCACUGUUCCCCCAGA
Molecule: messenger RNA, 2584 nt
Organism: Pezoporus occidentalis (night parrot)
Lineage: Eukaryota; Metazoa; Chordata; Aves; Psittaciformes; Psittacidae
Gene: SLC5A8
Product: solute carrier family 5 member 8
Exons: 15
Coding region: 744-2234 (496 amino acids)
Biological process (GO): propanoate transmembrane transport; sodium ion transport
Cellular component (GO): extracellular exosome; membrane
Molecular function (GO): organic acid:sodium symporter activity
Source: RefSeq, a predicted model, not a curated record